Messenger RNA from Trichomonas vaginalis G3, 3012 nucleotides. Its product is annotated as A-type inclusion protein-related family. The record is from RefSeq and is a predicted model, not a curated record. The coding region runs from base 1 to 3012 and encodes 1003 amino acids. Lineage: Eukaryota; Parabasalia; Trichomonadida; Trichomonadidae. The transcript has a single exon.
AUGGAUGACGCCGCGCUAGAGCAGAUUAUUGCUGAGCAAAUAGUACCUUUGCAAGAGCAGAUUAAUUCUCUCCAGCAAGAAAAUCAAUCUCUCCGCGAACAUAUCUCAAAUUUACAAUUAUCUUCGAAUGUUGAUCCGGGAGAAAUACAAAAGCUUCGAGAAGAAAACAACACAAUGUAUAACGACAGAGAAAAACUGAGUCGCGAGAAAACAGCUCUAGAAGAAAAAAUUAAUGCUUUAAAUUCGAAAUUGCGAUUGUAUGAAGAUCAAGUUCAACGUCAAAAUAGCGAAGCUACAAGUAGGAUCAACGAUGCUGCUACAAAAGACAUCCAAAUUACAACACUUAGAAAAGAGGCAGAAAAAAAUCAAAUGACAAUCAAAAAACAAAUGCAGCAAUUAACACAAAACUUAGAAGAAAAGAAAGCGAUGCAAAAAGAUAUAUCAGAUCUCAUAGCUAAAAACGAAGAAUUGCAAAAUGUUACUGAGGAGUUUAUGAAACGUGAUCAAACUCUUCUUGAUGCAUUCCAAGAUAUGAAAGAACAGCUUACUGUGAAAGAUAACGAAAUUGCUGAUAUUCAAAGAAGAUGUCAAAGAUAUGAGAAUAAACUUCGCAAAUAUGACAAAAAUGCAGUUACAACUACAACACAAGUCACAGCUGGUGGUGGAGAUUUAGGAAAAACUACUCCAAUCGAUGAUGAAAUGUCCCAACAAUUAUUAAACUACAAAAAGCAAAACAGAGAACUCAGAGAAAGAAUCAUGAAACUACAGGAAGAAGAAAGAAGAGCAGGAAGACUCAUGCAAGCUGUUGAAGGACGCCAAAGACAAAUUGAUCAUUUACAAGAUCUACUUAACCAAAACGAGCAAGAACUUCUCCAAUACAAGCACAGUAGUGAAGACUUUGCAAAUCAAAUUGCCAUUUAUAGAGAAGAGAAACAGAUGUACGCAGAAGAAUCUCAAAGACAAAUUGAGGCAAUAAAGAAAGAACUUGAAGAAUACAGGAACUCAAGUGAACAAACUAAGAAGAUUCUUGAUGAUACACGUCUAAAUAUUGAAGAAAAAACAAAUGAAAUUAAUGAAUUAAGAAUCUUAGUUUCGAAAUACGAAAAAGGUGAAUUUGGUCUACCUGCAGCUAUUGAUGAAUUGAAAGAGCUCAGAGCCAUGGUCCAAAUCCGUGAAAAACAUAUUGCUGAAUUAAUUGCUCAAGUAAACUCAAUGGAUAAAAUCAUCCAAGGCCUUGUACAUGAAUUAGGAAAGGAUUUCGAUCUCAAUGACCUCCUAAAGAAUCUCGAUGGUCGUAUUGCCGAAGACGAACAAGCGAGAAUCGACAGAGCAACGAGAGAAUUGAACGCUUAUCUCAAGGAAAUGAGAGAAAAUCCACCAUUGGGCAACAUGAAAGUCAUUGUCGAGCAGGAUGAAGGAUAUGUGAUGAGUUUCAGAGAUGCUGUUGACAGAGCUGGAACGAUGUUGAAGAGAAACUCAAAGAGGAAAGGAAAGAAAAGGAGAAAUGAACCGAAAGAUGAUUUCAGUUUUACACAGAAAGAAUCUGUUCCUUCUUCUCCAUCUUCUGUUGAUGAUUCAGAGCUGAAUAAGACUAAAACAAAGAAAGGCGAGAAAAGCCCAAUAGAACCAAUAAGUCAUGUUGAUGUUCAAGUUCAAGCUGGGGAAGAUCCAAUUCCUCCUGAUUUCGUUGAGAUAAAUCCAGAUGAAAGAGAUGAAUGGGUUGCAAAUCUCCAGAAACAAUACUUGAAUGUACAAAAACAACUUAAAGCAGCUUUGAAUGAGAAUGCGACAAUGAAGGCAAGGAUACAAGAACUAGAAGAAUUACUUAGAAAUAGAGAAUCUCAACUUGAAAAUAACAAAGCAGAAAACGAAGAACUCAAGCAAAGAUUGCAAAAAUUAGGAGCUGAAUAUGCUGAAUUAACCUCAUUGCCACCACCUCAAGCAACUACUGAACCUAAACCAAUAAAAGUAGUGCCACAACGUCCUAAAGAACAGUUGUUUAUUUCAACAGUCCCACAAUCAUAUUCAGUUCAGCAAAAAGAAAUUUCGCUUCAAAUGCAAACAGCAAGAGAAUUCUUUUUGUAUCCAACACCAGAAGAAAAGAGAAUUCUAGAUUCCAGAGAGAAAGAAAGACAAGAUAGACUCAAGAAGAAUGCAGAAGAUAUGGCAGAUUUACAGAAAAUGCUUGAUGAUUACGCGAGAAGAAUGAAGCAAAAAGACACUGUUAUCAGUGAUUCUCAAGACACAAUUGAAAGAUUGGAGAAACAACUUCAAGAACAAAGAGAAUCAUUCAAGCAGAGACUAAGAGAUAUACAAGAUGAAGCUGCUAGGAAUUUAGAAGCAAGAUUGAAGGAAUACCAGGAAAUGCAAAACGCUGCAAAUGGAGGUUUCGGACCUGAUGGAGAUUAUUCGAAAUUACCUGAAGUUGCAAAAAGAUUGAAAGCUUUGAACAGCGAAAACGAAUCAUUAAGAGACAGAAUUGCAAGCUUGGAAGAGUUGCUGAGAUCACAAAGAGAAGUUGUUGAUGAUUACAGAAUGAAAAUGGCUGCUGCAGAAAAGAAAGCCGAAGAUGAUGAUGAAAAUAGAGUUGAAAGAGGUCAACCUGAUUCAAAGCUGACUGCUCAGUAUACACAAAAGCUUCAAAGACAAAAUGCGGAAUUAAAGAAGAAAGUUGCCUUCAUGAAAGACCAAUUGGAUCAUGCAAGAGCUGCAAGAUCAUUAAGAGAAGAUUUGUCAGAUUCAAGAAAUGGAACUGGCGAAAGCACGAAAGAAAUGGAACAACUCGAAAGAGUUACAGCUCAAAUGAAGAGUUACAAAGCUAAAUACAUAGAAAUGAAAGCUCUUCAAGAAGAACAAGUUCUCAAAUUGGAGAAAGAGAAAGAAAACAAUGAGAGAUUGAAGGCAAUGCUCCAAAAGAGAGAACAAUCUCUUGCGAAAUUGACUGAUAAAUAUAAUCAGUUCAAGCAUCAGAAUGAAAAGCUUAAAGCGGCUUUGGCUGCUAAGAAUCAAUAA